GAGCUUUGUGGGGACUCAAAGGGGAACUGUGGCCACCAGCAGGCCAUCCCCUCCGGUGAACCAGAGAGGAAGAGGGGAACGCUGACCAGGAAGCCCCGAUGGAGAGGCGGCCUCCGUGGUGGUGGCGGGCCCCGCCGGACCCGGGCUCGGGCCCCUGGCUCCUGGGUUUGCUCCUGUUUCCCUGGACCCUGCAGCUCGCAGGAGGACAGUCGGUGACCCACGUUGGUGCCCCUAUUGUGGUCUCUCUGGCCAACAAGUCCGUUUCCUUCAGCUGCAAAAUCUCCCACACCCCUGAACUGAAGAACUUCACAGCUUGGUACUUCCAUGUGGACCUCCAGAGCCAGAGGAGCUCUGAGAAGCGCAUUACCUGCUCACCUGACCCGGUCAGAGAGAACCAGAUGCACAGCGUGACGUGCCGGGUCACCCCCAAGCUGCCCGACGCGUCAGCCACCGGCACCUACUAUUGCUCCUCGCAUUGGUCCAACUUGAUAAGAAUCAGCAGCGGCGUCUUCAUCCUGGUCAGAGACACAGGGUACCAAGAACCCCCACAAGGCUCCCAGAAGCUCCUGUUACUGUGUUUCACGGGCCUCCUGACUGCGCUGAGCAUCUUGGUCACCGCUCUGCUCCUCUGGAAGAAGAGACAGAUGCGGGCUCCCCGGAAGGGCCUGGACCCCAGCACUGCCCACCGCCAGGAGCAGCCUCCGACCGAGUCCAUCUACACGACUCUACAGGGCAGAGACAGUGAAGUGUACUCCUGCAUCCGGAACGUGCCCAGCAGCCUGCCUCAACCACAGCCUUGUCUCCCAGGAGAAAAUGCACGGAUUUACGGAUGACAGCAACUUUAACCUGGUCUAUGAAAAUUUCUAGGAUGUAGCACCACGGGCCCUUCGGUCUCACCCCGGACCAGAUGCCCACAGCAGCCCCCCCUUCCACAGGACUUGUCCUGUACCAGGACUGAGGCCCCUGGGGCACCCCAUCACCUUGCCCCCACAUUCAAGGCGCUUCCGGUCCUCCUGUGUCCCAGCCAGACGCACUGAGCGUUUCACAUCUGGCCUUUGCCCAGGCUGUCCCCGCUGGUAGCGGGCCCUUCCUCCAUCGUCACGGGCUCUCUUCGACACAGCCCUUCCCCAAGCCGUCCCCGCCCUUUUCAAGAUCCAUGGGCUCUGGGAGCCCGCGGGGCCGGCUGUGGGCUCCUCGGGAAGUUCCCGGCAAGGGACCCCCGUCAGCUCUGUGAGCAGAGCAUCCCUGGGGAAGAAUAAAGGAACAGCUGCACAGAU
This is a messenger RNA of Hyaena hyaena (striped hyena), 1277 nucleotides long. RefSeq names its product NFAT activating protein with ITAM motif 1 (gene NFAM1). Gene Ontology annotation, cellular component: membrane raft. Lineage: Eukaryota; Metazoa; Chordata; Mammalia; Carnivora; Hyaenidae. Gene Ontology annotation, biological process: positive regulation of cytokine production; regulation of B cell differentiation; positive regulation of B cell receptor signaling pathway. The record is from RefSeq and is a predicted model, not a curated record. Gene Ontology annotation, molecular function: transmembrane signaling receptor activity.